AUGCUCAGAGUGAACCUCUUCUUCUGCGUCUGUGUUGCUGCUGCUGCUGUUGCUGCUGCUGCUGCUGCUGCUGCUGCUGCUGUAGGGGGCCCCGAGUGCAGUACCCUCGAGCUUUCUUAUCUUUGGCGUUGUUUUGGGGCUGCAUGCAAACUGUUGGGGGCCCCCCCCCCCACAAUAAAAACGGGGGGCCUCUAUGCCCUGCUGCAGCAGGCAGCAGAGAAAGGGUACUGCAGCGUCUCUGCUGCGCCUGCUGCUGCUGCUGCUGCUGCAGCAGAAGGGAUACUCGAUCAGAGGGGCCUCACCUGGGGGCCCACAAAGCUGACAGGCAGCAGCAGCAACAGCAGCAGCAGCAGCAGCAGCAGCAGUUGUGGUAGUAGUAACAGCAGCAGCGGGAACGAAGUUCGAAGCAGCAGCAGCGGCGAAAGCACCAACGUAUGUUGCAGCAGCAGCGGCAGCAGCAGCAGCAGUAGCAGCAGCAGCAGCAGCAGCAGCAUAGAAGGGCACCUAAGUUUCCUGUUGGGGGCCCCCGAGAAGGGGCCCCCUCUUCCUGUCUACCCCGGGGGCCCCUCUUUAUCUCAGCAGAAGGAGGAGAUAGAGGCCCUUCACAAAGCUGCUGCUACUCUUCACGAGGCAUCCUGGAGGCGGCUGCACAUGGGGCACUGGGAGUCUGUCCCUCUUUGGUGCCGCGAGGCCCAUGGUGCUGCCUGUCUCCUCCUCAGUCUCUGCUACGCUUCGAGUGCAGCAGCAGCAGUUGCAGCAGCAGAAGCAUCUGCUGCUGCAACUGCAGCAGCAGCAGAAGCAGCAGAAGCACCGGCAACACAUACAGCAGCAGCAGCAGCAACUGCAGCAGCAGAAGCAGCAGCACAGUGGGACUUUCUCGAGACAGCUGAAGAGGGAUUGCUUCUCGCCUUUCGCUACAUUGACUUGGGACUGAUCAUGGGGGGCCCCAAAAUCCGGGUGUAUGGACGGCUGACAGCAGCAGCUGCUGCUCUGGAUGUCUUUAGGGAGCGGUUGCUGCUGCUGCUGCAGCAGCAAGAGGAGCAGCAGCAAGAGGAGGAGGAGCAGCAAGAGCAGCAGCAGCAGGAGCAGCAGCAGCAGCAGCAAGAGCAGCAGCUGGAGACACGGCCUUCUGUGUCAGCUAGCAGCGAUGAGGGAGACAGCAGCAAAGGGGGGGCCCCCGGGGGGCCCCCUGUUGAAGAUAGAGACAGACCAAUGGUCCCCAUCCAGAGAAAACGGGCCCCAGUGGAGGAGAGAACAGCGAUAGGGUUUGAGGAUUUUCUUGUGAAUUACCUGCAGCAGCAAAAGCCCGUUCUGCUCCGAGGUAUAUAUCGUCGUUGCUUCUCUCCCCCCACAGCGUCUAGGGUUUAG
Molecule: messenger RNA, 1368 nt
Organism: Eimeria mitis
Lineage: Eukaryota; Apicomplexa; Conoidasida; Eucoccidiorida; Eimeriidae
Product: jmjC domain-containing protein, putative
Exons: 4
Coding region: 1-1368 (455 amino acids)
Source: RefSeq, a predicted model, not a curated record